This is a messenger RNA of Xyrichtys novacula (pearly razorfish), 4844 nucleotides long. NCBI's taxonomy places the organism in Eukaryota, Metazoa, Chordata, Actinopteri, Labriformes, Labridae. The record is from the annotation of a GenBank genome assembly.
CUUGUAAACAGCAUGUCCCUGUGGGCUGAGAAGGCAAUCACAGGUGAGAAAUCACUACUGGCAUUGACUACUGGAAUCCCAAGCCAUCAUGUGUGUGGACGGACCUUAAAGUGAUUAGUUCCAGUCUCACAGGAAAAGAGUAGGGGUCAGAGGACUAAUGAUUGGAUGUGGUCACGGAGGGGAAUGUGGCAACGUUGAUGCCGCUUGUUUCCUUGUGCAACUGACAGAAGAGGGAAAAAAAACAUCAAAAAGAAUGUGAGUAAAUGCCACAAAGUCUUGCGGUCCUCGGUGGAAUGGUAUGUAUCUGAUUUACCUGUUCUUGCAGGGCUGAGAACAUCACUGUUCUCAUAAGGAACUGCUUCGGUGCUGUCUCAUAGCAACCUAAAAAUAGACAUGUCCCUAUUAGGCUAUAUUGCUGUGAAAGCUGCUACAAGUAUGGCUACUUUAAGUUUGUGUCAACAUAUAUAUAUGCGAUAUAUAUGUGCAGAAAAAAAUAUAUAUAUACAUACGCACAAACACACACACACACUCUACAUUACAUCAACAUAUCUUCCACUAGAACUGAUAUAUAGGUAUUGAUAAAAUAUUAAUGUCUUCCUCGAACCAACAAGUGUGACUGAUUUUCCAAAGACUAAUGAUGGCACAGACUUGUUAUCCUCAGCAUUUGUUUACAAAUGAACAAGAAGCAUCAUCUAUUAUUCUCUCACUUCCAGCUCAUGCAGGCUAAGGACUGCCUAUUAUUUAGUCGCUUUUUACUCUCCAAUCCUCUCUCUCUUAUUAUCUAAAUUAGGAUGUACACGUGCAGUGUGUUUACAGGGUCUUAUGGGAGGAAAACACACUAGUGAUGUCUGUGCAUAUGAAGACAGUGCUUUUUCUUCAGACGUGGUUUAUUUUUGGUCGACUCUGACGUCAAGAGAAUACACGUUUCAUUCAGCAAGGAAGAAAGUAAGUUAUUUAUAACCCGCAGCGUCUCCAGGUUGUGAUCCUUGAGUGCGCAGUGAAAGGAAUACUCCCCAUUGGACUGAUGUAGUGUGUCUUCAUAACAAAAGCCACCGCUCAUGUGCGAUGGUGGCAGAAAGGAACGGCUCCCUGUCACCCACACUUGGACGCAUCGAUGGGAGCAGUUAGGUCUGAGAAAUAAGAAAGAGCAGGGAGACCUGUGGCAAACUUUGUAUUCUGAAUGAUUUAUUUUCUCCUUGUUUUUUUUUUUUUUUUUUUUGCUUCUUGCAAUGAGUAGCCUACUUUGAGGAUGGAAAACCUCUCAUCUGACCAGGUAAGACAGCAAUAAUUAUUCAACAACAUAACAAAUGCAAGUCUAAUUCUACUGUAUGUGGUUAUCUUGAGCCGAUGCUUACUUCAUCUAUUAGGGGGUACGCACAAAUAUACCGAUUUUAAUAUAGAUGUAUAGAUAUAACAUACUAUAUAUAUUACUUGGGAUCAUACAUGUCGCCUCAAAUGCAUAUUAUAACGAAGAAUUAAGCUGCCAAUCCAGUUAUUUACAAUUGAGCGCGUUUCUGGUGCCAAGUUUUCCAAAACGAGAACCAUGGACAGCGACUCCUGCGUCUCAAGCUGUGGCGCUAUGUAUUAUCGCCUGUGUGCAUGUGUUUGAGUCAUACUAAAAGAUUAAUACUUAACUAUCAUGUUGGAAACCCGCCUCAAGGGUAUAUAUAUUCCAAUAGAGGAGCGUGGUUCUAUGUUUUUGCGCGCGGAGAGGUGGGCAGAUGCGUUUUUUUCCUCGUUAUUCGUCACUUCUAUCAAUUAGAUGGAGAUAAAACACACAUAUAUAUAGGCUAAAAGGUUGUCUGCAUUUAGACUACGCGGGAAACUUUGAUUUUGAUAUCUUUCUGUAGCCUGGAUCAUCCUUAAUGAUGUGUUUGUGAAUCUAACAGGUGUUGUUAACAUGCCGGCUCCUGCAUUCACAUGACUUGUUUUAUUGACAUGAUCAGAUCUAACUCCACAAAGCUGCAUUCAUUACACUUCACUGUCAUUUGAAGUAUUUAAUUAAAAUUGUAUUUACUCAGUCUGAAACCCUCAACAGGAGCCUCAACCGUGUUUACAAUGCUGAAGUUGUAAUAGACUGCCACCUGCUGGUGAUGAUUUUUUGUAUACUCAACAAGGACAAACCAUAUGACUCUGAAGUUAUCAAGAUUUCACAAUGUGUACUCAUCGUCUUCACUGGUUUGUUCAAAGGGCUGUGUGCUGUAAGUUCAACUCUGAGGAAAUCUGUGACCUGCUCGGCAAUGGCAGACAUACUGGAGCUGCGGACGGAUGGAAACUCCCUCUUGAAGGCAGUGUGGCUCAGACGGUUGAGACUCACCAGGCUUCUGCUGGAAGGAGGCGCAUACAUCAACGAGAGCAAUGAACGUGGGGAGACGCCGCUUAUGGUGGCCUGCAUGUCCACACACAAUGACCAGCAGAGUGUGAGCAAAUCAAAGCUGGUGAAGUAUCUCCUGGAAAACAAGGCGGAUCCAAACAUACAGGAUAAAACAGGCAGGACGUCUCUAAUGCACGCCUGCAUCCACAAGGCUGGACAUGAGGUAGUGGAUCACCUGCUGAGCAAUGGAGCUGAUCCUAGUCUGGAGGACAGGAGCGGGGCCUCCGCCCUCGUCUAUGCCAUUAAUGCAGACGAUAAGGCGACGCUAAAACUGCUCUUGGAUGCAUGCAAAGCAAAGGGCAAGGAGGUCAUCAUUAUCACCACAGACAAGUCGCCUUGUGGCACAAAAACUACUAAACAGUACCUAAAUGUACCUCCAUCGCCAGAGCUGGAUGAGAAGUCUCCCCCAGCAUACUGCACCUCCCCCUCUGACAUUGAUGUUACUGCAUCACCCACACCUGAGCAGGAGCAACCAAACACUGUCUUCAGUUUUCAAACAAAGCUGAAAACCUCCUCUUCAGCUUCAAAGCUUGCCAAUGGGCCCACAUCUCCAACGCGCAGGCCUGCAAAUACAAAACGUGCUCGUCUGCCUCAGCUGAAGAGGCUGCAGUCAGAGCCCUGGGGGCUGAUAGCCCCCUCAGUUAUUGCUGCAGCCGCCGCCCAUGAGGAGAGCAGAAAAGCCGGCUCAGAUGAGGAUGUCGUAGCAGGGGUAAACGGACUCUCUCUCAGCAAAAGGUCGGCUUUAUCUCGACAGAGCAGCGUAGAUGGGAAGGAUAGCUUCUUUCCACCGGUGGGUGAACAAGCCUCCAAAAUGAAAACCUUACAGUCACUUCCUCUUACAUCUAAAGCAUCGUAUGAGAAAAGUCUAUGUCAGCACCAGCCACUGGCUCGACGCAGCACUGUGCCAACAGAGCAGGAGAGCGGCGGCAGCUGCAGCAGUGGCCCUGUUACUCUGAGAGACACAAUGCACAGGAGACGCCUGGGGAAGGAUCACUAUGACUCAGACUCACAGCUCUAUUCCGACUCUGCUAUGUUGGACUCUCCCAAGGUACCACUGGAGCGAAGGAAACUCAAUACUUCUCCACUAGCUUUGCUGACCAGCUCCAGAGAAUCCCUCGACAGCAAUGCCAGCCCAUCCUCUCCGAGCACGGCACACAGGCGAGCGCCCGGCCUCCUGGAGAGGAGAGGCUCGGGCACCCUGCUGCUUGACCACAUCUCCCACACCAGGCCUGGCCAGCUGCCCCCUCUUAAUGUUAACCCUAACCCUCCCAUUCCCGACAUAGGUGCAAGUAGCAAGCCUUCCUCACCCUUGGCCACAGGAAUUAGAUCCAUAGGUCCAGUAGCACCAAACACACCAAAGAGAGGCGGGCUCAAGUCCAAAAAGAAACUUGUGAGAAGGCACUCUAUGCAAGUGGAGCAGAUGAAGCAGCUAUCUGAUUUUGAAGAGCUGGCUCAUUAGUGAUUAGUGAUGAUUGUGAAGCACAUAAUGUGGGAGUAGAGAUGUUAACACCAUAAAUUGUCAGGAAGUACAUCCCUAGGUUCAGCUGUAUAGACUCAUGGUCUUCUAGAUGUUGAAUAAUGAAUUAUUUAUAACGUAUAAAUAUAUAUUUAUUGAAACCGAGCAAUAUAGUUAGAGUUCCUCUCUGUUUUACACCCAACCUUUAGGAUUUACAUUACUCACUACACAUUUGCUACUUAUGUACCACAGUUUUGAAUGUAAAUGCCAAGACAUGGUACUGAUCCUCAGAACUAGCUGUGUUACUUGUUAAUGUAAUGUUUAGGGAACAAACAGGGUCCACUUGUAGCCUGCAGGUCACCAGGGUGCACUUUGUGCGUAUGUAAUUAGCACAGUUACUGGAUUUGUUUUUUUGGAAAAAGAAAAAUGUGAUGCACUUGUCCAAGAUGUAGCGUUAAGUAAGAUGAAAUUUGACUGUUUGUAGCAAAUUUGUACAAAGUGCCUUUGAGAAAAAGGAAUCUUAAAAAAAGAGCAGAGAUAUACAUUUGAUGUAUUAGGUGCAUUUGUUAUUCGUGAUGACAGAACCAAAAUGUGUUUUAUUUCAUUCCUGUUGGUCUUGAGAAGAACAAAUUGACCCACCACAUGUGAAUGGAUGAAAAUAUGCCUUAAGAAUCAGCUAAAGUAAUGGGCUAUGUAAAACAGCACUUUAUUGCCCAGACGGAAAAAAGUUUGUUGCUAUUACGAGCGUUAAAGAAACUUUCAAAAGCACAAAGUUCUUCAAUGAUUAAUUCAAUUGACGCUGUAUGACGCUUGAAUCCUUAGUCGCAGACACAGGUAAAACUUGUCAAUUAAAAUGUCAUUUCACGCUAAUGGCAAUCAAAACUUAAGAUCAUACAGCUUCCGUGUGACUGCCAGUAAAGCAUUUCUUCUGUUCAAGAAAAUGAUAUUAUUGAAUCUAUAGUAUUUUUGCAAGCAAUUGAUUGUUAUUCUGAAUAAAUGUCUUUUACUUGUGAA